AUGUCCCUUCGCGAAACAAUCGAAGAUCCCACCGUCCCUAAAGGCUCUUACUCGAUCUGCUUGAUACUUGACACGAAGAAGAUGCGGUUCCUGAAUCUCAAAGGCCUCCCGAAUAACAACCUCCUCCUCUCGAUGCGAGUGCGGACCUCGACCUGUGCAGCGGAGGGCAGGAGCAAGAUGCUGUUCAAGGAGAAAUGCCAGGGCUUUUCAGCCAACCGUUUCGACAGCAGACUCUACAAUGACUUUUACAUGUGCAGAUGGUCUGAGCAACACCUUGAGCUUCUUCUUCCAGCUGAACGCACCGUGGGCUGGAAAACAGUUGCGCUCAUCCUGCAGACGUUUCAAAGAAUCACUCCGGAAAAUUGGUGCCAUUUGGUGAAUCUGAGAAGGACACCCAAGGUUGCGGGUCUCGACUGGAGAGAGAUUGAACGUAGUCUGAUGCCUAAGAAGGAAGGGGAAACCUCGCCGAGCACUACGCCUGAUGAAGAGAAGGAGAUGCACCUUCUUAUCGAGAAGAAGAAGGCAAAGAAAGCGGCCCAGAAGAAGGCGCUUUUUAUCAAAUGCUGA
Molecule: messenger RNA, 567 nt
Organism: Aspergillus calidoustus
Lineage: Eukaryota; Fungi; Ascomycota; Eurotiomycetes; Eurotiales; Aspergillaceae
Source: the annotation of a GenBank genome assembly